Molecule: messenger RNA, 306 nt
Organism: Nipponia nippon (crested ibis)
Lineage: Eukaryota; Metazoa; Chordata; Aves; Pelecaniformes; Threskiornithidae
Product: beta-microseminoprotein
Source: RefSeq, a predicted model, not a curated record
AUGGGCAUCGUAGUGACGCUGGGUGACGCAUACUGCUUUUCUAAAAUGCACAAGCCAGGGGAGGCUGCCAAAGGCUGUAUCCUGGAUGGAAAACUAUACCCCUUUGGAGAGAUCGCAAGGACAGAUAAUUGCUUCAGAUGCAGCUGCAACCCAGAAUCAAUGCGUUGCUGCUCCCUCUUUCAUACUCCUGUUGGUUAUGACAAAGAGAACUGUAAAGUCGUUUUCAACAAGAAAAGCUGCGACUAUGACGUGGUGCAGAAGAGUGACCCCUCAAAGGAGUGCCCUGUCUAUUCUCGUGUGGGCUAA